UUACUGUUGCUAGGUAACGAAAUCAGAUACCAGCUCCCGCACUAAGAGUAGCUUUGUUUUACCGGUUAACGGUGUCACUUUUUUUUUCUUUUGUUGUUUGUUUGUUUGUUUUUUAAAUUAUUAUUAACAUGGCAGGAAACGAGAAGAAAACGGAGCCAUCAGUGGUUCACCAAAACGCAAUCCAUGUCGAGACGAUCCGGAAAGAGCAGAGACAGCAGAAGCUCCACACGGAGUUCAGCAUCAACCCGCACCGCAAACUACACAUCCUGCCAGACAAGCCCAUGUCCAGGAAACCACCUGAAGUGAUCGCAGACUCGGACUUCAUCCAGGCCUUUCACAAAGCCCGCCAGGAGCCCACCAAGAAAUAUGAAAUGCCACAGACUGAGAGUCAGGAGAUAGGAUGGCUGUCAGCAUCACUGAUGCCAUCAAAUCGCAGCGACAGGAGGUUAAACUUCCACCGAUUCAGCACGGACGUGACCAUACACCAAGAAACUGCCCUGCGUUUAUCCAACUGCCCCAAGACUGAAAUUAAAUCCGACCAAAAGUGAG
Molecule: messenger RNA, 549 nt
Organism: Acanthopagrus latus (yellowfin seabream)
Lineage: Eukaryota; Metazoa; Chordata; Actinopteri; Spariformes; Sparidae
Gene: cfap144
Product: family with sequence similarity 183 member A
Exons: 4
Coding region: 129-548 (139 amino acids)
Cellular component (GO): ciliary base
Source: RefSeq, a predicted model, not a curated record